AAACUGUGUCCUGCCCUGGCUUAUUACUGGCUGAGAGGAUCGCCCAUCCCAGCAGCAUAAUUCCAUCUGGGCUAAAUAUUUAUACAGAGGGGGAACGACAUCACUUAUCCACAACACAUUCAUUCACGUAAGGGAGAGGGGCUUCCAGAGUUGAGUUAGACUGAUCUGCUGUAUUUGCCAGAGAACAUCACCUCUCAACGCUAAUCUUUACUAUCAGAAGUUUUCCGGGAAAGCUUUUCACAAACAGAAGAAGAAAAUGAGCUUCUUCGUCUCCUUUUUUUGUUUGAUUCUUUCUUUUUAUCAGAUUGGGAGGAAUCCUGUCAGUGCUGGGAUAUGUUGGCUGCAGCAGAGUCAGGACCAGAGGUGCGACAUGGUGCUGAUGAGAGGAGUGACCAGAGAGGAGUGCUGUGCCGGGGGCCGUCUGGACACGGCUUGGUCCAAUACUAGCCUACCCAUGAAUGAAGUCAGCCUGCUGGGCUUCCUGGGAAUCGUCUCCUGUAAACCCUGCAAAGAAACAUGCGAGGGAGUCAAAUGCAGUGCUGGGAAAGUUUGCAAAAUGAAGAUGGGAAGGCCACAGUGUGUGUGCAAUCCAGACUGCUCUAACAUUACCCGGAAGCAUGCUGUGUGCGGCAGCGACGGGAAGUCAUAUAAGGAUGAGUGUACUCUUCUGAUGGCCCGCUGCAUGGGACACCCAGACCUGGAGGUUAUGUACCAAGGAGACUGCAAGAAGUCCUGCUCUAAUGUGGUGUGUCCAGGUACCCACACCUGUGUGACUGACCAGACAAACAGUGCUCAUUGCGUCAUGUGCCGCACAACUCCUUGCCCAAUACCCAUGCCGUCUGAGCAGCCAAUCUGCGGCAAUGACAACAUCACUUACCCCAGUGCCUGCCACCUUCGCCGAGCCACCUGCUUCCUCGGCCGCUCAAUAGGAGUCCGCCACUACGGUCACUGCAGUAAUCCCCCUCGGAAAUCCCAAGACUUCAAUGGCAGUGAGGAAAACGCAGUCUAAAUGGUCAGCUCCUGACAGUACCAUUCUCAAGAGUUGGUGGAAACAUUUCCAAGUGCCACACCACAAGCUUCCCAUGAUGACCUCUAUUUUUGACAGUCGCUCCCCUCUGCCCUUUGUACACAGAAUGACCCUACAUUUGGUAUGAAAGUCCUUUUUGGAAGAAGAACAUUGAUGUUACUGCCUCAAAAAAGAGCUUCAAAAACCUGCAAGUAAUUUGCGCACAUCUUGUGCAAGUUUGGAAAGUACAGGCAGAUGAACACAUUAGCUCUUUGGGAGAUGUGUGCAUAUUGUAAAUAGAAUACCACUACUAUUUAUUGGAGAAGGUAUCAAACUCUAUUUAUGUUUUAUCCUAGUAACAAAUCCAUAUAUCCUUGGGAGAGCUGACAGAAAAAAAAGUGUAUUUAUUGUGUUUUGUUUCUUGUGUCUGAACAAUAGAGGCCUCUGGCAUUUCUGUAUUACAGCUUUCUACAGUUUUACAGCGUCCUCUCCCCACAAACAAACAGUUUUCCCUCCUAAGCUGAUGGAAAGCAACACCCAUUCGUCUGGAAAGUGGGUACCACUUCAUAGUCUGUCAGUGUGGUUUCAGUUCACCACAAACAAUAACAGGACAGUUGUACUGUAUGUACACUAGCUUUUGUCUGGAGGUGAGUAACAGAUUCAGCCUAAACAAACCUGUGUAGUCCAAACAUGUUUACUCUCGAUCCUCAUCCAAACUUUCAGAAACAGUUUGGCUAUGUUUGUAUGAGUCUUAGAAGAGUGUUGGUAUGACCCAAAACACUCCACAAUACCUCCUCUGUUGAGUGUCUGGCGUUUCUAAAUGCAUUUUGUAGUUCAUUCCAUCACUGUUUGUCUGCUUUGAUUUGAUUGGGAUUUCUCAGAGACAUUAAUGGACAGGCAAAUGUCAUCAGAAAUGUCUUAUUUAGAGCAUAAUUGUAUUAGUCUGAGAAUCUGUGGCUAUCAAGGCCAGUUUAGCAAAUCAGAUUUAACUGCUACCAGAGAGGAGACAGUCUGUUUGUUGUUGACGCUGGUAAACCUGGACGCUACAUGGUGAAAUGGUCCAUUUAAAUCUUUCAACUCAAAGCAGACAAAAAUCAUCACCCUGUAAAUACCAGUCUCAUGUGUACCUACCUGUGUACCUACUGUGAAAAUUGAAUGAUAAAUGCAUCAACAUAUUUUUGUAUUUUUGUACUGCCUUUUCAAGACAACAUAAAGUUAAACGUUUGUCACAA
Messenger RNA from Notolabrus celidotus (New Zealand spotty), 2238 nucleotides. RefSeq names its product follistatin-like 3 (secreted glycoprotein) (gene fstl3). The record is from RefSeq and is a predicted model, not a curated record. Gene Ontology annotation, biological process: multicellular organism development; cell differentiation; negative regulation of activin receptor signaling pathway. Gene Ontology annotation, molecular function: activin binding; protein binding. The coding region runs from base 257 to 1009 and encodes 250 amino acids. Lineage: Eukaryota; Metazoa; Chordata; Actinopteri; Labriformes; Labridae. The transcript has 5 exons.